GGGAAAGGUUCAGCUCGCGUAACUUCUGGAAAUCCUUCUUGGACUAUUUCCAGAAUUCAAAGCUACGGAAAACAUUACGAACGAUAAAAUAAACUUUAAACGAUAAAAUAAUAAGACAGAUAUUGCGAGAACGUACGUGAAAUAGUUGGUGGCAUUCGGAAACAGCAACUUGCCGAUGACGAUUCGAACGAGCAUAGCUCCAUCUAUGAAAUUCGAUUCCGUCCCGUUCGAAUUAGUAAGAACGCGGUAUAGGAAAUGUUACUUCUCAACAUGGCUUCGUACGUGCGGUUCGGAUUAUUAUUAUUAUUAGCCUGUUCUCCCUUCCUUGUGAAUGCAGUUAACAGGGACUCGUUUAAAACAUGUGAUCAAAGUAGUUUUUGCAGGCGUUGUCGAAAAGUUGAACCUGGAAAGACACCUUAUCAACUCUUGGUGGACACGUUCACUCAUAAUGAAUCUACUAUAAAUAUAGAUUUAUUCAAUAAAGAUACGGGAGUACUUUACAUAUUGCAAUUGACCGCUCUGAAAGACAAUAUGUUCAGGCUCCACAUCAACGAAAAGAAUCCUUUACAUCCGAGAUAUCAACCGGAGAACGCCCUUCAGGAUCAACCACAAAUAUCUAAAUUAACUUUGGUCGAAAGAACCGCGGAUCAUAUAACUGUAUCCAACGAAGGGAACAAAGUAAUUCUAUAUGCUAUUCCGUUCAGAGUAGACGUAUAUUCUCAGGACGCGUUGGUCGUGUCCGCGAACGCAAGAGGCCUCAUGAGAUUCGAACAUCAUCGUACAAAGCCUGCGAAACCGGAACAAGAGGAGAAUGCGGAAAACGUUGAGGCAACGCACGAUAAUCAAUUCCCGGGCGAUGGAGCCGACAGCGAUCCGGGAGCGUGGGAAGAAAAUUUUAAAACUCAUCACGAUUCGAAACCUUACGGCCCGGAAGCGAUUGCUAUGGAUUUCAGCUUCCCUGGAGCGGAACACGCGUACGGUAUACCCGAGCAUGCAGAUUCGUUCGCUUUGAAAUCAACGAAACAAGGCCACCCGUACAGAUUGUACAAUUUAGAUGUGUUUGAAUACGAAGUUAACGAAAAAAUGUCCGUGUACGGGUCUAUACCGGUACUGUACGCUCACGGGAAAGAGAGAACAACAGGGAUUUUCUGGCACAACGCUGCAGAAACGUGGAUCAAUAUUUUAUCAAGCGCGGACAACAACGUUGUCGAGAGUCUCGUAAACCUGGUGUCUGGUUACGCGAAAAAGUCACAAGUCGACGCCCAUUUUAUGUCAGAGGCAGGUGUGAUCGAUGUAUUCUUUAUGCUAGGCCCAAAGCCUUUGGACGCGUUCAAACAGUACACGACCCUAACAGGCACAGCACCUUUGCCACAAAUGUUCACGUUAGGCUACCAUCAAAGUCGUUGGAAUUACAACGACCAAGAUGACGUAAUGCAGAUAGCAGAGAAUUUUGAUGUACAUGAUCUACCUCUGGAUGCUAUGUGGCUGGAUAUCGAAUACACCGAUCAGAAAAAGUACUUCACCUGGGAUUCGCGAAAAUUCUCGAAUCCAAUAGAAAUGAUACACAAUCUGACCGCGAAAGGUAGAAAGUUGGUCGUUAUCAUCGAUCCACAUAUCAAGCGCGAUACGAAUUAUUUCCUCCACAAUGACGCUACCAAGCUUGGCCUCUACGUGAAAACGAGAGACGGAAAGGACUACGAAGGUUGGUGUUGGCCAGGACCAACAUCGUACUUGGACUUCUUCGAUCCGAAAGUACAGGAAUAUUAUAUAAAUCAGUAUAGCUUGGAUAGAUUCCAUGGGACUACAAACGACGUGUACAUCUGGAACGAUAUGAACGAGCCGAGCGUAUUUAACGGCCCUGAAAUUUCUAUGCCUAAGGACCUGGUCCAUUACGGUGGUUGGGAGCACAGAAGCGUCCACAAUAUCUAUAGCUUUUUUAUGACUAAGAAUACAUACGAGGCUUUGUUCAGAAGAUCGGGAGGUACUCUAAGACCGUUUAUACUAACGAGAUCCUUGUUCGCCGGAUCGCAACGUUACGCGGCCAUGUGGACCGGCGACAACAUGGCGGAGUGGGAUCAUCUGCGAAUAAGUUACCCCAUGUGUCUUAGUCUAGCCAUUUCUGGUAUGUCGUUCUGUGGCGCAGACGUUGGCGGUUUCUUCAAAAAUCCAGACUCCGAGCUCUUCGUCAGAUGGAACCAAGCUGGAGCUUGGCUUCCUUUCUUCCGGCAACAUUCUCACAUCGAGGCUAAACGACGGGAAGCUUGGACGUUCAACGAGGAAAUAUUGCAAAUUGUCAGAGAGGCUUUCAGAAUGAGAUAUUCCUAUCUACCGCUGUGGUACACCGUCUUCAGAGAUCACGAAGUGACCGGAGCUCCUGUUGUGCGUCCUCUCUGGGCUCAUUACCCAGGCGAAGUUGAAACAUACACGAUCGAUGAUGAAAUACUGAUCGGAGACUCGAUACUCGUCCAUCCGGUGUUUCAACCAUCCGUCACGGAUGUUAACGUAUAUUUCCCUGGAGAGGGCAAGGUAACAUGGUACGACGUUGACACGAUGCAACCCUAUCAUCAGCCAGGCAUAGUUAAUGUACCUGUGACCCUUCAUAAAAUCCCGGUGUUCCAAAGAGGAGGCUCCAUCGUUCCACGUAAAAUGAGAAUACGUCGUAGCACGGUUGCAAUGAAGAACGAUCCGUACACUCUGGUAGUCAUCACAGAUUCUAACGGGAAAGCUAACGGCACGUUGUACAUCGACGACGAGACCAGCUUCGAAUAUCGUCAUGGAAAAUAUCUGUAUUUGAGACUUAAUUUUGAAGGCAAUAAACUAACCUCGACGUUUAUAGAUAAGUUAGCUUCGUAUCAGACGGAGAGCUGGUUAGAAAGGGUAGAUAUAGCAAAUCCGCCUCAGGGAGUCACGUCCGCCGUAUUAACUUCACGUAAUUUGGGAAAAGUUACUUUGGAGGCUAAGUACAAUCCAAAUAAUAAUGUAUUAACCGUGCGCAAGCCGGGUGUAAAUAUGGGAGAAGAAUGGACUAUCGAAUUGAUCCACUAGAAUCACAGUUUUAUUCAUCAUAAUCUCAG
Messenger RNA from Colletes gigas, 3074 nucleotides. It is a transcript of the gene GCS2alpha, whose product is annotated as neutral alpha-glucosidase AB. Gene Ontology annotation, molecular function: carbohydrate binding; alpha-glucosidase activity. The transcript has 5 exons. Gene Ontology annotation, biological process: N-glycan processing; carbohydrate metabolic process. The coding region runs from base 256 to 3045 and encodes 929 amino acids. The record is from RefSeq and is a predicted model, not a curated record. Lineage: Eukaryota; Metazoa; Arthropoda; Insecta; Hymenoptera; Colletidae.